Messenger RNA from Ectocarpus siliculosus, 1737 nucleotides. The record is from the annotation of a GenBank genome assembly. Lineage: Eukaryota; Phaeophyceae; Ectocarpales; Ectocarpaceae.
AUGUGUCCCCUCGGAAGAACCGCCCGGGAGAACCAGAACUUUUACCCCCUCGGGACGGGACUCCGGCGUAAUAAUCUAAGGUUGUGCCGCUUCAAAGAGUCCAGCUGGCCUGCUGCUUUGGCACUAGCACACCCAUCAACAACUUUCGCCACGCCUCCGCCGCAAUCACAACCUACCUCCAAGGACAACCAGCAGACUCGAAAGAGAAAGAAAAUGGGGCAGGUGCAGGGGAACCUCGUGGAGAAGAAGUACCCGAACCUUCUCACGGAGGAAUGCAAGGUCGCCAAACCGGACAAGGUGCUCAAGUAUGGAACAGCGGGUUUCCGGGAUCGCGCCGAGCUAUUGGACUCGACGUUCCUGCGCAUGGGCAUGCUGGCGGUUUUAAGGAGCCGCAAAACCGGCCUAGCCGUAGGCCUGAUGGUCACGGCGUCGCACAAUGCGGAGCCCGACAACGGCAUCAAGAUGGUAGACCCGAACGGCGGCAUGCUGUCGCAGGACUGGGAGGGAUACGCGGAGAUGCUGGCCAACACGCCCAACGGAAAGGUGUCGGAGGCUCUCGCCCAGAUCUACACCAAGGAGGGCAUCUCCCUCUCCAAGCCCAAGGACGGUAAGGGUGCUGCCGGCAAGGCCGGGGAGGGGGGGGGCGGCGGGGAGGAGGACGAGGAGUUCACCCCGAUUGUCUAUGUUGCCAAGGACACCAGGCCCCACAGCCCCAAGCUUGCCGCCCUCGCUCUCCUAGGCAUAUCUCUGGUCGGUGGGGAGGGGCUUGACCAAGGCGUCAUGACGACGCCAAUGUUGCACCACUGCGUCAGGAUGGCGAACGGGGAGGCCGGCUCGGGACCGUUCUGGGGGAAGGAGGAGUGGCGCGGAGAGGAGGGGUACUACAAGAUGCUAGCCUCGAGCUUCGCGGACCUCCUAGCCAGCGCGGAGGACCCUAAGAAGCGCGGCGGCUCGUGGUUUCAGCGGGCGGCAGCGAGGCAGCCGAACCCGGGAGGCGUGUUCGUCGACGCCGCCCACGGGGUGGGGGCGCCCAAGCUGGAAGCCCUGGCAAAGGUAUUGGCGGAAGAGAUGCCGGGGGGACGGCUGGAGGUGGAGGUGCGGAACCGCGUGGGCGAGGGGCAGCUGAACGAGGGCUGCGGGGCUGAGUGGGCGCAGAAGAAAGGAGUCCCGCCUUCCGGCGUAUCUGCGGCGAACGAUACCGGCAAGCGUCUGUGCAGCUUCGACGGAGACGCGGACCGACUUGUGUACCACUUCUUCGACGACACUGGAAAGUGGGUUCUCCUAGACGGGGACAAGAUCGCCGCGCUGUGCGCUGCCUUCAUCCACGAGGAGCUGGCGAAGCUCGGUCUGGACAAGGAGUUUUCGAUGUCCGUGGUCCAGACUGCCUACGCUAACGGGGGAUCGACCCAGUAUCUCAAGGCGCAGGGGGUCCCCGUGGCGAUCGCGAAGACGGGGGUGAAGUUCGUUCACCACGAGGCUGAGAAGUACGACGUGGGGGUUUACUUCGAGGCUAACGGUCACGGAACGGUCCUCUUCAAGGAUAAGGUCUUGGCUCGCCUCAUCGACAUGCAGAAGACGAGCUCUGGUGACGCGGCGAUGGAGCAGUCUGUCCGCCGGCUCCUGUCUUCGGCGACGCUCAUCAACCAGGCCGUCGGAGACGCUCUGAGCGACCUGCUGUUUUGCGAGGCGGUGCUGCGCCUCAAGGGGUGGAGCUGCAAGCCUCUGGCGUGGCUCUAG